This is a messenger RNA of Colletotrichum higginsianum IMI 349063, 1536 nucleotides long. RefSeq names its product Integral membrane protein. Bases 1 to 1536 code for a protein of 511 amino acids. Gene Ontology annotation, cellular component: plasma membrane. NCBI's taxonomy places the organism in Eukaryota, Fungi, Ascomycota, Sordariomycetes, Glomerellales, Glomerellaceae. Gene Ontology annotation, biological process: adenylate cyclase-activating G protein-coupled receptor signaling pathway. The record is from RefSeq and is a predicted model, not a curated record. The transcript is spliced from 2 exons. Gene Ontology annotation, molecular function: G protein-coupled receptor activity.
AUGGCCUUCGAUGCGGCAGUCGCAUCCGUCACCCUCACGGGUAGUAUUCUCUCUUUUCUAGCAACACUAGGCGUCUUGAUUUCUUUCGUUUUCUACCAUGAUCAGCAACGUUCCUUUCGCCAUGCCCUCGUUCUGAACCUGACGUUGGCCGGCAUCAUCUACAUCAAGGACAAAGAACUGCACCCGGGUGCCGCGUGCGUCCUGAACGGCAUGAUCGGCCAGCUCUCCGUACAGGCCUCCGACUUCUCUAUUCUGGCUAUUGCGGUCGUCACGUUCCUUACGAUUACACGGAAAACCUACAUGCCAAAUACUUCAACCUCCAGAAAAAUCAUGAUUUGCCUUUCCGUUUGGGUUGUCCCCAUCAUCACCAGCACCACAGCGACAGUGAUGGGCACCAUGGAGCCUGUCAGCGGAAACUGGUGUUGGAUAUCACGAGACCGAUCCGAUCUUCGAUACGCGCUCACUCACGGCUGGCGCUUCGGCAUAAUCUUCACCACCAUUCUCAUUUAUCUCUACGUCUGGUGGUAUCUCGGACGACACUUCCGUUCCAUGGUCAGCACCUCCGACCCAUUGUACAACAGCGGCGACUCCAACGGCGACGUCAUCACAUCAUCCAUACGCAAGAAGCAGGGAUUCGAGGUCAUCCAAGCACCAGAGCUGGAAUUGGACCAGUUCGAACGACCGAAACCGACCUGGAGCGAACCACAGAAGAAAUUACCGAAUCCGCAACACGACAAGGAGACGGCCCUCGGGUUCCACGCUCAUGAACUCGGCCCGGCCAGGGACUCGAGCUCGGACGAAGAGGACGACGUGGAAGCAAGAGCACAAAGCAACAGACUAUCGGAGUCCAGGGGGCCGCACCUCGUCGAAGAUCCCCUGGCCGAAGAACCGAGGCGGAAGAUGUCUGCGAGGAUCUCCCGCUUCGACGACCACGACCUGGACAUGACCCAAGCGUCCGAGGCAAGGUUCUCGUACCUGGAACAGGAGGACAAACUGCAUCAGAGCGCGGCGGGAGGACCAUCACAUCUCCAGCGCGACAUGCCGCCUCCAGCGGCAAAGAGACUCUCACGCAUCGCCAUGGACUCCUUCGCUUUCGGCUCCGGCAGCAAGCGGGGCAACAGAAGCCGCAGCUCAACCCUGGAGUGGCAUCUGCCGCCUUCCCGGCAGCUUCAGUCGAGGGACUUCCCCUUGAACCCGAGCCUCCACAACAUCCCGACCAAGCAGGCGCCGCAGAACGUCACCGCGACCAUGAUGAGCGACUUCCCCAUCCGCCAGCAGACGCGGAAAGUCGAGCGCGAGAUCAAGCGCAUGAUGCUCCUCAACGCCUACCCCGUCAUGUACGUGGUGCUCUGGAUCCCCGGCCUCGUCAACAGACUUAUGGAGGCGUCGGGGAACACCUCGCAAAGCAGGGUCUUGUCGGCGCUGCAGAGUUCGAGCCAGUACAUCGGCCUCGCGAACGCAAUCACCUACGGCUUCAACCAGCACGUGCGGCACAGGAUAAAGGGCGACGUGUUCGGAUGGCUACGUCGAAGAUGA